UUUAAAUUACAGUUAACAAAUUUGUACAUUUAAAAAAACAACAAAAAACAAAUUAAAGAUUUAUUAAGCAUAGACUAAGUAUUAAGAAAGAAACAAAGAAAAAGCACCAUGAAAUUAGAUUUUAUAAAGCAGUACUAUUAGACAAUAUUACUUAUUAUAGAGGACAGACCGAAGUAUGAGAUACCAGUUAAUUUUUACAAGACAUUAAUAUUUAUUUCAUAUCUUCAGAUAUUAAUUUAUUUAAUAUCUCCACAUGAAUCUAAAGUUAUAGAUGAUUUAAAAAUGAUUGCAGUUGCUUAAAUCGGCUAAAUGAUUUCUCUUCGUAACAUCUUAGCUGCUAAGGAUAGCGACACAUUUUCAUUAAUAGUUUACAUUCUAAUACAGGUAUUUAUGUAUUCCUAUUUUAUUUAUGUAGGAGUGCUGGCUUUUAUCUCUCAUCAUAUAAAAAGUUUUUAUGAAAAUUACAAAAAAGUAUUUGUAUAAAUCAAUUAGAUUCUGAACAUGUACUUUGCACUUUUUAUUUAAAUUUUUUUCACUUAAUAUGUGGAAAUGAAUACUAGUAUUCUGUUUUGCAGUUCGAGAAGUCUCUUUAAUACAAAUCGCGUUACUUCUACAAAUUCAUCCUGCAAUAUAGCCUCUUAUUAACCUUUUAUUGGUUCAAUAGGGCUUGUGUUAACUCUCUUUACUGCAUGGAUUACAACUUAUUUUUUUAGAAAUUAUGAGUUUUUAGAGUUUAAUUUAAUCAAAAGAAAAAUGAGCAAUUUGUUCUAAAUCAUCAUAGCAUUAAAAUUUGUUUUAUCUAUAAUUUAUUAUUCCAAUACAUCCUAAGAACAAUUUGCUAAGCAUGUUUUAUCUCACGUUAUAGGAAUUGUUAGUAUAGUAGACUUUUUCUUAAACUAUCCUUAUUCAGACACUAGAGUAGGAAAAUUUUACUUGAAAGUUAUAUCUUGGUACUAUUCACUAACAAUAAUGACUCAUGUUUGGAUUUAUACUAACUAGAUUAGUAGCUAUGAGCUAUUCUAUUACUCCUUACUUCUUGGAGUUUUAGCAGAAUAUUUCUUGCAAUCACUAAAUGAUUACAGAUAUAAUAAAAUUUUAGUUACAGAAGUCAGACCAAAUUAUAUUCCUAGUAAAUUAGAUUUUUUUUUGGAAGAAAUAGUUAGACUUGCUUAAGAAAGUAUAAAAGAUGAGCUAUCAAAAGCGAAACUCUUUAAAGCUAUCAAGAGUCAUCAGCAAUCAUGUCAAAAUAGCGAUUGCAGUUGCAACUUUUUGAAUUAAUCUUUGUCAGGAUAAAAUCAAAAAAUAUAAACAAAUAAAUAAGCUAAAACAAAAGAAGCAAAAGAAUCUUAAAAUUUAGCUAGUAAUGAUAGCUUUAGAGCAAUAAAUGAAACUAACAAUUUGCAACAAAGCUAAAAAUUAAAAACUAGUAAAGACUAGCAAAGCAACGAAGAUGAAUAGGCAUAAUUUGAUUUAAAUUUUGAUUAAAUUUUAUAAAUAAUAGACUCAAUUUUUAAAUAUUUUCUAUCAUAGCAAGUUAUCAAAAAAAAUUAAGUUGAAUAUGAACAUCUCUCCCUUAAGUAUAUUACGUUUAUGAUAAAAUACUUAAAGAAUUAUACAAGAUCUAACUUUGAAUUGAAGCUGCUUUAGUUCUAGCGUGAUGACUUUUCUUCUUAUUUCAAAAUGAUUUCUUAGAUAAUUUCAAAUAAAAUUGAAGCUGUCAUUUCACAAAUGAACAUUUAAUUAGAGCUUAGAAGAAAAGAUGAAAUAACUGUUAACUAAUUGAUGAAAGUAAAUGGAGUGAUAGAAUUAUACAUUCCUUAAAUAUAUAAGAUUAUGUCAGAAAAAUAAAAACUAUGGACCUCUCUUCAAAAAGGUUAUCGAAAUAUAAAUUAGUUUUAAGAUGAAGCAGUCAAACUAAUGAGAACAGUCAAAAAUACAAGAAAUUAAUUUUUCAAGGAUAUGCGCAACUUAGAUAAAUAGCACAAACUCAAUUAAUGCUUGCAUUACUAAAAGCUUUAUCUAGUUUUUUACCUUUUUGUGAUGAAUGAUGGUGUUCGAGCUUAUGAAUUAGAAGCACAAGUUUAGGAUCUAAGAAAACGUGAUAGCCUUAAAGAAAUUGAUACUUUAAGCAAUGAGAACUACUUGAGAUAAAAUAUAAUUAAUUUGACUAUGAGUUUAUCUUAAAGUUUAGGUAAAAUAGUUAGCAAAAAAGAUGAAAAGACUGCUUAAUUUUUUAGUUACUCCAAGUAAAAUUUCUUAAAAAUACAAAAAGUAAAUGAGCUAAUGCCUUCAUUUUUCUCUCGCUGUCACGACAAAAUUUUGAAACAAUUUGUUAAGAGAGGCGAAAGUUAGUAUGUAAAAUCAAGUAAAUUUGUUUUUGCUAGAGAUUAAAGAGGCUUUGUUUUUCCUGUUAAGCUCUAUCUUGAUUUUUCAUUUACAGUUUCUAAUGAUUUUCAAGUCAAUGGAACAUUGUUAAAAGUGAAUUAAGUCAAUGAUUACAUAAUCUUUCAUAGAUCUGGAAAGAUAAUAGGCUUGACCAAUAAAAUAGCUUAAUUAAUAAUGAGCUAGAGUACUUAAGGAGGCUAAAAGCUUCCUUCAGGUGAUUUCAUUUGCCAAAAUUUGAAUGCUCAUCUGCUCCUACCUAAAAUUUCUAAGAGAAUAUUUAGGCAAAAAGAUUGGAUUCUUCAAAAUUUAAGAUCAGAUGGAGAUGUGAUGAUAUAAGAUAAAAAAGGCUAAAUAAUUGUUUCAAGUAAUCCUUUAUUAUAAAUGAAAAAACUUCAAACGUAUUCCAUGAAAAUGAAUUCAACAACAUAAGAGAAAAGGUCUAGAAUUAAUGUUAAAAAUACUGAAUUUGAAAAGUUGGAUUUAUUUAACGAAAACUCUUUUGAUCUGGUUAAUAGUUUUUUGAGAUAAGAAGUUGAUGCCUCUUCUGCAGGAGGAUUAUCCUCAGGUCGCUAAUCAGGUAAAAAUUCCAAUAAGUCCUUUGUUUCUAAGCAAUCUACAUUAGGUAACAAGAACUAACAAUAUAGAAUAAGAUUUAGCUAUACAUUAAAUUUUAGUUGCAUAUCAACUUAACUAAAUACAGAGAGUGAUUUAUUUUUCUCUCUAAAAAUGAAUGAUGUCAUUGCCACUAAAGUCAAAUAAAAGUAGAGAAGCUACUUUAGAGUCAAUCUUUGCACUUAUUUUCUAUCUACUUGCAUUGCUAAUAAAAUUUGCUAAAGGAAACAGUUAAUUUAAGGAUAAAAUUAAACAGAAAACAAUCCUCUUCAUAGUGUUUCUUAAACUUUAAAUGAAUGGACAUUUACAGAUGAUGAUAUACCGACAAAACUUGUCAAAUUGGCAGUGCUAACUGAAAGUUAAAUUUAAGCAUUAAAUUAGGGGAAGCAAAAAUAAAAUAAAGAGGUAAACAAAAGCUAAGAUUUGGAUGAUUAAGAAAAAUAACAAAAAAAAAUCAAUUCUGAAAGCAGUGAUGAGGAGGAUGACAACAACGAUUACACAGACUAAGAAGAUGAAGAUGAUGCAUAUAACAUUAACCUUCUGAAAUACAAGAAAAAAAUAUUAGAUUUUUAUGAAGAAAAAGCAAAAAAUGAAGAACUAAAUAAAGUAUUUACUGAUCAUAAUGUAAUCGAAAAAGAGGUCUUAAAAUUGGAUCCUAAUUUUAAAGUAAAAAAAGUAAUUCAAUUUAAAUCUUUUUCUUCUGCUUUUGGAAGAGCUUUUGAAACAGCGCUAGUUGAAGCUCUACUGGAAUAAGAAUAAGAAAAAAGUCUAUUUUUGGAAAGUCAAGUAGAUGAUAACUAAUAAAAUGAAGAAGCUACAUUCAGAGGAUAUAAUAAUGCAAACGAUGCAGUUCUUAAACCUCAACAAAUUUUUUUAAUGGAUAAAUCAAAAAAUAACAACAUAGUUAAUAAGUUAACUUAAUAAAGUAAUAUUUUGUAUGAUUAAUCUCCCCUUUCAGUCCAAAUCAAGCUUUAAGAUAAAAAUAUAAGCAUUAUUUAAAAAUAAGUUGAUAUUAGUAUUUAUGAUAAUAGUGCUAAUGAUUUAAGCAAUCUACCUUCGUUUAACAAUCAAAUAAAUAAUUAAAAUGAACAAAUUGACCUUUCUUCAUUUAAUUUAUAAUAAAAUAAAAAUGCCAAAUACUUCAACUAAUCAUCCAGGCCAUUUUUUAAGCAGCAAGAAGAGCUAAAUGUGAACGAUAAUGAAAUACUUAUGACCCCAUCUGUAGAGGAUCAUCAUAGAUAUAUUGAAGAAUCAAAUGCAGAAACUUUCUAGAAAGCCCAAGAGAAAAAAGAAAUGAAUAAAAAAAGUUCAUUAGAAGCAUCUACAACAAAUUAAAUGAACUCUACAUUAGGACCAAAAUAUAGGGAAUAAAGCUAAGUUAAUAUAGUGAAAAGUUAAUAGCAUAAUGCUAAUUUAAUUGUGAAGGAAAGUUUUUAAAAUUAAUAAAAUUAGCAGUCAAACUUAAGUAAAAGCGAUUAGAAAUAAUUAGAUCCUAGCCAAUUAAGAUCAGAUUAAACAAAAGAAAAUGGUGAAGCAGUAGACGAUGAAAGUGGCAAAGCCCACUAAAAAGUUGUAAUUAAGUUACUAAAUUAAAAAGGAUUAGUAGGAGUAGACUCAAUUAACAAAGGAAGUAUUCAUUCUUCUUCUAAAUCUUCUUAAAGUUAUGGUGGAAAUUUCUUAAAAGAAAUUAUUCAAAUGUGUAAGAUCCCUAAAAACUCAUACCAUUAUUCCUCGUUGUUGAUAUUCUUUAUUGUAGUCUUUUUUACUUUGAACAUCACAAACUUAAUGAUUAUAGAAAAUGAUAUUCAAUCUUUUACAAAUAAUGUUGUUGUUUUGAGAUAGCCUAGAAAAUUCUUAAGAAGCUAUUCAAAAGUUUUGUAUGGUAGACUAGUUUAAUAUGAAAUGUAAGCAAAAAUCCUAAAUGACCCUACAGGCUAAAUUAUGAAUACAACGAACUUUUACAUUAAAGAUGGCCUUUAAGAAUACUACUCACUAAUAUCAUAAUAUAACCCUACAAUGAUGCAAUAUAUGCAGGAAAUGUAAGCAACAUUAGAUAAUUCUACAAGAACAGUAUCAAUUUACUAAGACCUUAUUGGUCAAGACUAGGAUAUAGAUUUCUCUCUUUCAAUGGCAUAUAACCUAAACUUUUUGUACGGUGCAUAGCUAAACAGCACUGAUUUGAGAAUAAAAGAUUGCUACCUAUUCUUGAGAUAAAACUAUUUUUAGUUUAGCACAGACAUACUUAAUUUUGGUGAUUACUUGGUAAAUAACGCCCUAACAACAGUUGAUAACUUAAUUUUGAAAUUUACUAUAAUAGCAGUUUGCGCCAUUGUAGGUGUAAUAUUUGUUGCUUUUAUAUCACUCCCCAUUCUUCGUUUAAUAAAUUUAUAUGAAGAGAAAAUUAUGAUGAUAGUAUCACGCAUAAAUUAUGAUAAUUCCCAAAUAGAAAAGCUCAAGUUAAACGUUUGCUAAUAACUUAUAGAUAUAGAUUAAUAUGAUUGGCUAAAAUAUAACUUCAGUGACAUUAUUAGCCUAAAAUUUGAUUAGUUUGAUGCCAAUGUAGUGAAUUCACAACAUGACCUCACAAAAACUACUAACAGCAAAAAAGAGAGUGAUAAGGCAGCAAUAUCUAAUCUCUUGAAAAUGUAAUAAGAAAUAAAUAGACCUGAAUAUAAAUAAAAUGACUAAGUAAAUCAAAUAAUAGCUCAAGAAUAAUCAAAAGUAAAAAAAAAAAAACAAGCUAAAGUUUAUAAUGAUGGAAGUAGUAGCUACAAAGACUAUUAAAUGAGCUUAAGAAAUAAUAUCAACAAAAACUAUGUGUUGCAAUCCAAAAUAAUAAACUAAAAGCUUAGUGUUUUCUAAAGAUUCCUCCCAUUAUUAGGGUUGACAAUUUGCAAUACUGUAUAUUUUUUAGUAAUUAUUAUUUACCUCCAAAGUAGCAAGGAUUAACUGAAAAUUCCAGUCUAAAUGAAUUAAAGAACGAUUAGAAAUCACAUUUCUCAAUCUACUAUGAAAGUAUCCUAAGAACUCUUAACUUUUGAUUUCUUAGUACAAAAAAUGAUUUCAGGGAAGGAAUCUAAUGAUUUACAUUAAUAUCAAUUAAAAUUAAAUAAUAUGAUUGAUCUUUCUUCAUCAGCUAUUACUAACAACACUGCACUUGUAUAUGGUAGUAACCCAUUUCCAGCAAGCAUAUUGAAUUAGUUUAAAGAUUUUGAGCAAGGUAAUAUUUGCUCUUACUUAGUAAAAUUUAAUUGUACUUAAAGCUAAGUCGGAAAUAAAUAUGCUUCUAAUUUUAUUUUACAAAAUCAGCUUAAAGUUAUUUAUAGUUAUCCAGAUGUUAUUACUGAAAAAGAUGCUCCAAUUGAAUUAUUGUUGGCGUACUCUAAUUCUAACGAUCACUUUGAAACUUUUAUUUAGUCUUUUUUGAUAUAUGAUGAAGUGCUUGAUUUGUAUAGUUCUUAUGCUAACACAAGUAUAGGAACUAUUUCAAGUUAAGUAUAAACAUUCUUAGAACAGUAUCUAUAAAUAUUCGGAAAUAUAUUUGGAGUAUGCAUUAUAAUUGUCUGCUAUUUAUCAUGGAUGAAUCUCUAUUAAAGGAUUCAGUCGAUGAACCUAUUACUUACCUUUAUCCCAGAAGAAAAAUUAAUGGAAGAAGUAACUUUGUAAAUGCUCAAAUCUCUCAUAAGGAUGUGAAAUUAAUUAUCUUUAGUAAUUAUUAGUUGAUAAAUAAAAAGUAAAUGUUAAAGAUAUUUUUUCACUUUUAUCAUUUGUAGUAAAAUUAACCGCUUUAGCAAAGCAUGAAAAUCAUUAAUAUAAUUAUUGAAAGACAUUUCUUAGCCAAAUUAUAUUAUAAAUUAAGCAAAACAUUUUAUUUUAUUUGAUGUUUUUCUACUUUUAAAUUUGAAGAAUAAUUGAUAGCUCAAAAAAAAAAAAUAUCUCAUUAAAAUUAAAAACAAAAUUAAAGUUUUAGUAAAAAUGAAAAUAAUAGCCAUACUACUAAUUAAAUUAAUUAAAGCAAAUGCUUUAAAAAUUUAUUAGCAGAA
Messenger RNA from Tetrahymena thermophila SB210, 7040 nucleotides. RefSeq names its product transmembrane protein, putative. The transcript has 4 exons. NCBI's taxonomy places the organism in Eukaryota, Ciliophora, Oligohymenophorea, Hymenostomatida, Tetrahymenidae. The record is from RefSeq and is a predicted model, not a curated record.